CGCGAGGCAGUUUCUCUGAGGUCUCGUGAGCGUUGGGACGCUUUUCGCGCACUGUGUCUGUGAUCGAGAUUUCGGAGAGUGACUUACCUGUGAGGAAAAGGCGCUGGACAGGCUCUGCAGUCGGCGUGACAAUGUGGAAUUUGGUGUUGGCAAUUAGCACAUCGGUCACAUUUCUGGCCACAACACUGGCAGGCGAUCAUGUGGCAUUCCCCGAGUCCAGUGUCAACGUGAAGCGCCGCUCGAGCUACGACCCCGCCUUCGAUCUGCCGCUCUCGAUCGCCGACGACGGCAUGGAGAUUCCAGUCGAUCUUCUCCGCAAAAUGAGCACCGUGACAAACAUCUCACAAUUUGUGGACGAGUUCAUCGACAAGGAUUCUGUGGAUUCGCGCGAAAUUGCCGGACAUUUUGCCAGCGAGGAUGUGGAGAGAGGAUUGGCAAUCACGCCAAAGCCUGGACUGUGCACGCCAGAGAUGACUCUGGUGCCGCUGAUCCCCGUCAAUUCGGAGAACGAUCCCUCAGUCGUGUACUAUCCGCAGUGCACGCGCGUGAAGCGCUGCGGCGGCUGCUGCUCGCAUCGGCUGCUAAGCUGUCAGCCCACCGAGACGGAGACGCUCACGUUCACUAUCAUCAAGUCGCAGUACACGGGCGGAACGCGCAUGCAGCUCGUGGAGCGAGUGCCGAUCAUUGUGGAGCAGCACACGAAGUGCCGCUGCAAUUGCGCCGUCAAGGAGGAGCACUGCAAUCGCUUCCAGCGCUACGAGAGCUCCCAGUGCAAAUGUGUCUGCACGAACUUGGAGGACCAGAGCAAGUGUCUGAAGGAGAGUGAGCUGAAGAUCUGGGACAGCAGCACGUGCAACUGUCGCUGUCGCGAAUCGAAGGGUUGCACAACGGGCACGUUCUUCGACGAGAACCAAUGCAAAUGCAUUCCGAAUGAUUUUUACACAAUUGGGAAUAGAAAGUAGAAUAAGCAUAGAUUCACUAGCCUUUAACUCCCAGUACUGCGUCCCAGCGACCAGACCAUCCUAGACAGGAAGAAGUACAUCAUCAAGGCGCGUCCCGUGACACCCGGAGAAGAUAGCAGAUACCAUACAGUGACGCCUGAGUAUCCGGCGAGCUCGCCAUGGCCACCCAAUAAAUACUACUAAUGCA
Molecule: messenger RNA, 1149 nt
Organism: Phlebotomus argentipes
Lineage: Eukaryota; Metazoa; Arthropoda; Insecta; Diptera; Psychodidae
Gene: Pvf1
Product: vascular endothelial growth factor A
Exons: 6
Coding region: 132-962 (276 amino acids)
Biological process (GO): positive regulation of cell population proliferation; positive regulation of protein autophosphorylation
Cellular component (GO): membrane
Molecular function (GO): growth factor receptor binding; growth factor activity
Source: RefSeq, a predicted model, not a curated record